This is a messenger RNA of Microthlaspi erraticum, 300 nucleotides long. The record is from the annotation of a GenBank genome assembly. Lineage: Eukaryota; Viridiplantae; Streptophyta; Magnoliopsida; Brassicales; Brassicaceae.
AUGCAUAUGGCGGCCAAAGGGAGGUUAAAAGGAGAUACAAGGCCAUCACACGAAACAAGGCGGCCACCACUUGGGAAUGACACAGGAGGGUUAUUAAAACAAUUCGGUCGAAGAAAAUCUCAAUUGGCCCGAGUGGAUUCGAAGAAAUUCAAUCCAGGACAUUUCUCUCGGCCAUACCGCGCACAAGGAGACCAAUUACGGCCAACUCCUAAACGGCGUGACCAAAGUCCACCAAACUUCACAGGCGACCAAAAUUCAAAAAAAGAUAGGACGGAGAAAUCAUCACGGAUCAUGAGAUAG